AUGGCUCAACAACAAUCCUUCGAUUACAAUCAAGUACCUCAGAUGCCACAAUCAAUGAGCCCGCCCGAGCUCUCCCCCCUCUCCUUCUACGACAACCAGGCCGAUUUUAGCGCCGACUCUGCCCCGUCCCGUGGCUCGCCCGUGUCCCCCGUCUUCCCCGCCUCUUCUUUCCAGCUCCCCUCCGGCGGUGACUGGCCCGUCUACUUCGAGAAGCCUGCUCUCUCCCCAGAUCUCGACGUCUUCUACGGCGAGGCCUUUGGCAGCCCAAUGUCUUUCCUCUCCUCCCAGAACAUCACCCUCAGCCCACCGCCAACCCCGCCGACCUCAUGUCCGACGCCGUCGCUUUUGGCCGCGAGGGCAUCAACGACACCCAGCCCCUCUUCCAGUCCCUCGACGCGCCCGCCCGCCCCCAACCCCAACCUCAACAACAGCAGAUCAAGUCCCCGCGUCCCGACCUCCCCGCGCAACAACGACCUCAAGCGCAAAUCCUCCGCCUCCUCCGCCUCCUCCCGCUCCGCGUCCCCCGAGCCCCCCGCCCGCCGAACAAAGCACGCGGAGCCCUCCAAGAACCCGCACAACAUGAUCGAGAAGCGGUACCGCGUAAACAUCAACGAGAAGAUUAUCGCCCUCCGCGACGCCGUCCCCUCGCUGCGAUGCGUCGUCCAGCAGACGGAGAACCCACAGGCCACCGCCGCCGCCGCCGAGAGCGACGAGCCGUUCGACGUCGUUGAGGAGCUCGGCGGCCUGAUGCCCGCGCGCAAGCUCAACAAGGCCACGAUCCUGAGCAAGGCGACCGAGUACAUUACGCACCUGGAAAAGAAGAAUGGGCAACUGUGGAAGGAGAACCAGGAGCUCGAGAAGAGGCUCGCCGAGGCGCAGCGGUGGCAGAGGGCGCAGACUGAGGCGGGGCCUUUCUGGGCGUGA
This is a messenger RNA of Colletotrichum spaethianum, 924 nucleotides long. Its product is annotated as sterol regulatory element-binding protein 1. Gene Ontology annotation, molecular function: protein dimerization activity. The coding region runs from base 1 to 924 and encodes 307 amino acids. The record is from RefSeq and is a predicted model, not a curated record. NCBI's taxonomy places the organism in Eukaryota, Fungi, Ascomycota, Sordariomycetes, Glomerellales, Glomerellaceae. The transcript is spliced from 3 exons.